Molecule: messenger RNA, 627 nt
Organism: Menidia menidia (Atlantic silverside)
Lineage: Eukaryota; Metazoa; Chordata; Actinopteri; Atheriniformes; Atherinopsidae
Source: the annotation of a GenBank genome assembly
AUCCAGAUGAUUUUCUUACAGCUGGUGUUUGGAGCUCUGCUCUUUGUCCCUGUGAUGAGUUCAGCCUCUGGACGACACUCGCUGUGGGUGAUGGCGUCUUACAUCUCAGGACCGACCCCGUUCCCAGAAUUUACCUUCAUCCUGAUGCUGGAUGACAUCCAGGUGGGGUACUCUGACUCUAAGACUGAUCAGGUGAUGAGGGUUAGUAGUGGAGGUGAGAAGGAGGGGGAUCUUGGCUUGGAUAUGGAGGCAGUGAAUAUAAGACAAAGGUUUUUCUAUGGCAUGAGCACCAGGCUGACUCUGGCCAAAGAGCAGAUGAACCUUACAGCCUCAGGAGUCCACAUCCAGCAGCGGCUGGGAGGCUGUGAGGUUCUGGAUGGCCAGCCGGCGUUAAUCAUGUUCAGAGAUGCUGUUAACAGCCAGGAUGCUGACAGCGUGCAGUACAACCUCACGCACUUUACCUACGCCAGAGGAAACAGUCCAGUGUUCCAGUGGGAUGCUAUCAGGCAGACAUAUGAACAGAUGGUCAUCACAAACCUAGCGCCAGGUAAACUGAACAUCCGGGACUUUCUGCGCUCCGGAGAUUUGGUCCGCUCCGGAGAUUUUCGGCGUGGCGUGUUUAACAAG